Salpingoeca rosetta is the source of this 3110-nucleotide messenger RNA. Its product is annotated as L3i88 isoform d. Gene Ontology annotation, molecular function: guanylate cyclase activity; heme binding. Gene Ontology annotation, biological process: response to oxygen levels; cGMP biosynthetic process. The coding region runs from base 400 to 2733 and encodes 777 amino acids. The transcript is spliced from 9 exons. NCBI's taxonomy places the organism in Eukaryota, Choanoflagellata, Craspedida, Salpingoecidae. The record is from RefSeq and is a predicted model, not a curated record. Gene Ontology annotation, cellular component: guanylate cyclase complex, soluble.
UGCUCCUUCUUCUUCUUUGACAGGGGGACAACAAACAACAAAUUACAUGUCGUCGCCUCACUCAAAAGAGGGCAGCACAAGCGACCCAAGUUGUCUAGUUGUUGAUGCCGGGCAGUUCCUUUCUCCACAGUAUCACACGCACAACAUUACGUGAACAUCCCUCCCCGUACAAUCCCGCCAGCUGUCAACCUGAGAAUCUGAACGUACACAUCGAUUGAGAAUUGCAAUCAACACCCUGACUGACACCACACACCGCCUGAACGAGCAUCCAUCAAAGCAUCAAAGCAUCAAAGCAUCAAGCAAACAGGAGAAUCGAGGCGGCUCAAACGACACGCGAACACACGACCCAGCAAGCAAGAAAACAGGAAAACAAGCGAGCAAGGACAAAGACAUAGAAUCAUGUAUGGAUUCAUGCAUCAGGCGCUCAUCCACUGGCUCAAGCAGCUGCCAGAUGGAAAAGAUGUGCUCGAGUCAAUCUUCACCGACCUGGACAUUCAAGGCCCUCUCGAUGAUUUUUUCCGCCACUACUCGGACGCUCAAACCAUGCUCUUCCUCGAUCUGGCAUCCAAGGCCACCGGCCACAAGGUGGAGGAAUGCAUGUUCGAGGCAGGCAAGGUGUCCAUGGGCACCUUUGUGCGCAACGGAUACGAGCCUGUGCUGCGCACCUUGGGAAAGGACUUCUUCACCAUGCUCACCAACCUGGACAGCCUGCACGACAACUUCCUCUCCGCCUUUCCCGAGAUGAAGGUGCCACUGUUGCAGCCGGAGCGCAACCCAGACGACUCCAUGUCCAUCCACUACUACAGCCAGCGCCGCGGCCUUGCACCCUUCAUGAUGGGUGCCCUCAAGAGCGCCGCCAAGAUGCUCUAUGACCUGGACAUUGACAUUCACCACCGCCUCAAGCGCGACAAGGACCACGAUCAUGACGUCUUCCACGUCUUCAUGGACCCAAGUGGAUUCCCGGACGGGCUGUCAGCGUCAACGGAUGACGAGAAGAUGGCCACGGCCCAGCUCGAUGCCACCAUGACCAACCGCCUCUUCCCUUGGCACUUUGCCGUGGACAAGGACAUGAGAAUCAUUUCCCUGGGCAAGCACCUCGCCUCCCGCAUGAAGAAGGACUGCGUUGGCAUGCACGCAGACAAGCUCUUCCGCAUCGCCCGCCCCAUCGACGCCACGUGGGACUUUGAGGACAUGAGGGCGCGCUGCGACAAGCCGUUCCUCUUUGUCACCAACCCGAAGCGCAUGCUGAGCGCGGAGGAGUACAGUGCAAUGCUGACGGAACGCCACCAGCAGCGACAGCUGCACUUGCUGAAGCAGACAAACAGGGCACAUCUCGAAGAAGCAGAGACGGCCAAGGAGGUCCAGCUUCCAAGCAUGGUGGAUGUGUCAAAGCCGCACGUGCGCCUCGUGGUCAAUGAGGCCGCGGAGGAAGAUCGCAACGAGCCGGAUGCAGAUGCCCAGAGCCAAACCGACGAGGAGCGGUCGCUGGUCUGCCCCAUGUCGCGUCGCUUCGAUGCGCUGUCGGCGCCAUCCCUCGCCAACACCUCCGGCAGUACGUCGCGCCGAAGCUCCUUGGACGCGCUGGAGCAAAACUCCAGGUACAUUCGCAAGCCAACACACAUCAAGCUGCACGGCGAGAUUGUCUACGAUGAGGCCAAGCAGGUGCUGCUCUUUGUCGGCAACCCGCUCGUGCAAUCCCUGGAGGAGCUCAACAAGCAAGGCAUCGACCUUGCCGACAUGCCUAUCCACUGCCACGGACGCGAGGUGCUAUACAGCGCAAUGUGCCAGGCCGUGUCCGCCUCCAACUCAAACCAGGUUGAGGCCAAGCUUGCAGACCUGGAUCGCUCCAUGAUUGAAGUGCAAGAGAAGAAGGAGCAGAUUGACGCCUUGCUCAGCAGCAUCUUGCCGGAGAACGUCGCCAAUGCCCUUGCAAGUGGACAAGUCCCGCCCGCCGAAACAUACGAGAACGUGACGGUGCUGUUCAGUGACAUUGUUGGCUUCACAAGCAUCUCCUCUGAAGUUCCGUCUCUGGAGGUGAUGGACAUGCUGCAUGAGCUCUUCCUGAAGUUUGAUGACCUGGCAGACAAGCACGGCUGCUACAAGGUGGAGACAAUUGGCGACGCGUACAUGGUGACUGCCGGCUGCCCGGAGGAAUGUGAGGACCACGCUCUUCGCAUUGCCCAUCUCGCCAUCGACAUGGCCCGAGUUGCCCAAACCGUGACGUCGCCACUUGACGGAGAGCCGAUCCGCAUCCGCGUUGGGCUGCACUCUGGCCCGCUGAUGGCCGGCGUUGUUGGGCGUGCGCGUCCACGCUACUGCCUGUUUGGCGACACCGUCAACGUCGCCUCGCGCAUGGAGAGCAACGGCCUGCCGGGAUGCAUCCAGGUCACAUACCGCUUCUUGCGCUGUCUUCCGCACGACCACGACCUGCGCAUCGCCCCACGUGGGCGCCUGGAGAUCAAGGGCAAAGGCACCAUCAAGACGUUUCUGCUGCUGGGCCGUUCCGCUUCAGAGGCACCGCCGCUGCUGCCGGAGGACGAAGGCACCGACGAGCUGAGCGAGGAGCUACGGAUGAUCCGCGCUCAUCACCAAAUGCGGCAGGCCCUCCAAGCACGGGAGCACCUCAAGUCCCUGGCAAAGGACGAGCACGCCAGCCGCGGCCGUACCCCGCGCUACUCCCACUUCUCGCGCUCCGCCUUCAGCACCUCGAACGCCCUCAACGACUACGUGUGAGCAGUUGGACCGAGAUGCUCUGAGCGUUGUUGAGCUGCUCAGCACACGAUGCUUGGAACGGGUUUCGUCUUGGGCUGCCGUGCUGACACGCUCAAAAGAGAACAUCACACGAACCUUGGCCUCUUCUCUCCUUCUUUCUUGUCGCUUUUGAUUCCCCGCAUCCUUGCAGCACGCCUGAGCUUUCCAAUGCGUUCCUUCCUGCCUUCUUGCUUUCUCGGCUUCUUGUUCCUGCGCUGCUGUCAUUGACUCGUAUUCCCCGUCCUCCUCCUCCUCCUCUUCCUCCUCAGGUUUGCAUGCUUCUCUCAUCCCGGUCAAAGCUUCAGAGUCAAGUCUGGUGCUGCGUUCAAUAAAGAUCGACUCAAAAAAGUCACAAUCCA